This is a messenger RNA of Orbilia oligospora ATCC 24927, 1380 nucleotides long. RefSeq lists its product as uncharacterized. Gene Ontology annotation, molecular function: pyridoxal phosphate binding; transferase activity, transferring alkyl or aryl (other than methyl) groups. Lineage: Eukaryota; Fungi; Ascomycota; Orbiliomycetes; Orbiliales; Orbiliaceae. Gene Ontology annotation, biological process: transsulfuration. The coding region runs from base 1 to 1380 and encodes 459 amino acids. The record is from RefSeq and is a predicted model, not a curated record. The transcript is spliced from 14 exons.
AUGGCAGAAGAAUACAAGCCAAAGUUUGAGACUUUGCAGCUCCACGCUGGUCAGGAGCCGGACCCAGCCACCAAUGCUCGAGCCGUCCCAAUCUACGCCACGACAUCAUACGUCUUCAAUGAUUCUGCCCAUGGCGCACGUCUGUUCGCCCUCCAGGAGUUUGGAAACAUCUAUUCUAGAAUCAUGAACCCCACAGUUGAUGUUUUCGAGAAGAGAAUCGCUGCUCUUGAGGGUGGUGUUGCUGCUGUUGCGGCAUCCAGCGGUCAAUCCGCCCAGGCUAUGGCUAUCUUUGCCUUGGCCCACGCCGGUGACAACAUUGUCGCCACAUCCUUCCUCUACGGCGGAACCUACAAUCAAUUCAAGGUCCUCUUCCCAAGAUUAGGAAUCAACGUCAAGUUUGUCGACGGAGAUAAGCCAGAGGACAUCAAGGCCGCCAUUGAUAGCAAGACCAAGGCCGUAUACAUCGAGUCCAUCGGAAACCCGAAAUACAAUAUUCCGGAUAUCCAGGCCAUUGCUGAUAUCGCCCAUGCUGCUGGAAUCCCACUCGUCGUCGACAAUACCUUCGGUGCUGGUGGUUACUUGAUCAGGCCAAUUGAGCACGGUGCCGAUAUCGUUGUUCACUCUGCCACAAAAUGGAUUGGCGGACACGGAAACACAAUCGCUGGUGUCAUCGUUGACUCCGGAAAGUUCGACUGGGGCAAGAACUACGACCGAUUCCCACAAUUCACCGACCCCGCACCUGGUUACCACGGCCUUAACUUCUGGAAGACCUUCGGCCCAAUCUCUUAUGCCAUCAGAGUCAGAGUCGAUGUUCUCCGUGAUCUUGGAUCCGCAUUGAACCCAUUCGGUGCCUUCUUGUUGAUCACUGGUCUUGAGACCCUUUCUCUCCGUGUCGAAAGACACUGCAGCAAUGCGCUUGCGCUUGCUAAGUGGCUCGAGAAGCACGAAUCUGUUGCCUGGGUUUCGUAUGUCGGUCUCGAAAGCCACCCAUCCCACGCAUUGGCCAAGAAAUACCUCGACCCAUCCCGAGGAUACGGUGGUGUCCUUUCGUUCGGUAUCAAGGGAGGAGAAGACGCUGGUCGUAUUCUCGUCGAUAACCUUAAGCUCGCAUCAAACCUUGCCAAUGUUGGAGACGCUAAGACCCUCGUCAUCAGCCCUACCGCUACUACACAUACCCAGUUGACCAAGGAAGAGCAAAUUGCCUCCGGUGUCACUCCUGAUCUCAUCAGAGUCAGCGUCGGUAUCGAGCAUAUUGAUGAUAUCAUCCACGAUUUCGAGCAAGCAUUCGCUAAGUCCGGAACCCCAAGCACUGGUGGCGAUGCUUCUGCUGCCGCUGUUGUUGGUGAAGUUGAGAAGGCUGUUGCUGGUUUGACGGUUUAA